UUUUGUAACGAAGUUUUGCUGAUUGCAUGUAAAAUUACCUAUAGAUAUUCGAAUCGAAAACCGAUAAUCCUUUAGCUGAAUUUGAGUUUUGCAAUGUGAAAUCUACGAAUCCGCGCGAGUGCGACGUUGCCUACCUGAUAACGACGGAGACGGUGGUGGAAGAAAGCAACAAGAAACAAGUAUGGCCCUUGCAGAAAUCGCCGACUUCGUCGUAAAUGUGUUCCAGUUGAUCAACUAUCUGCUCAAAAUCAGUAUCUUCAUCGGGAAAUUGCUGGUGGAAGUCAUUAGCAAUGCAGCUUUCAUCUCGUGGAAGAUACUGCAAGCGAUUGGCCGUUUCAUGGUGGUGUUCUACGAAGACUACUCGUACUUUGUGGAGGACUUCAAGAAUGCGCUGAGCUCGAUUGCUAUUUUCUUCAUUGAGUGUCUAACGGCCAUCUGCGGAGGUGUGGUAAAAGCAGUGGUUUCGAUCGGAAAUGCCGCUGUGGCGGGGUACCACGGCGUAGGGGAGCUACUCUCCGGAAGGCUACUGACGGUUCCGAUUUUUACGUUGGAGUUUGUCAAACAGCUACUGGUGAUCGUCGGGAAUGGAGUUUGGUUUUUGGUUACACUGCCAGGACAUCUUGCUAAGAACUUUUGGGAAUACUUGGACACUGGAUUGGAGGUCGUUGGCCACUUUUCCAAGGAUGUUGGAGCCAAGAGUAUGGAGAUUGUGUCCCGUCUGGGAUACUACUUGGUAAAAGACGUUCCCCUGCAAUCAGUUGCUGGAAUUUUUAUACUCAUACUGGCUUAUAUAAAUCCUAAAUGCAGCAAGAGAAUUGCAAUUUUUUGCUUUAGAAUCCUGCGCUACUUCUACCGAAAAAUGCUGCCGUACGGACGGGGAAUCCGCCGUAAAUACCUCCAGUGUAAGCAACUGAUCGCACAAAUAAUUGAUAACAUUCUUGUGACCGUGCUGGCUGGCUCCGUUUACUUGCGAACGCGCGCCAUCACCAUCUACGACACGGAAGUUCAUCGCACUGCAUUAUUUUUCCGGAACUUUUUCACUUUCUCCGAUCGGCGGCAACGUCAGCAGCAACAACAACACCUGAGUCGUAUUGAAAACCGACGAGACCAUUCGGAUUCGGAGCAAUCCUCCCGUUCAUCGUCGGCUUCAUCGGACCAAUCGACCCAGAGUAGAUCUCUACGACCAAUUGCUCAAAAUAGUAGUAAUAGUAAUAACGGUAGUCCCAGCAAGAAGCGUUCGGAAGGUUCUACCAUUAUCGGACUAUGCAUCAUUUGUGAGGAUAACGAAAAGGCCGUGGUGCUGGUACCGUGUGGACAUAUGUGCCUGUGCAAGCGAUGCGCGGACCAGUUGGGCCAUUACGAUCGAUACUGUCCCAUCUGCAGGACGCUGAUCCAUCGCAAGGUGGAUGUUUUUAUUUAGAAUAGGUUAACGAUAGCAAUAAGCAGAUGGUGGAUUGUAAAAUGCUACCGGUGUAAUGCAAAAGAAUUUAUUUGAAUAAACUUUUGUGAGAUUCUUAGGAGAUAUUCAUUCGAACCAAACAGAAUAAUGCUAGAUAGAAAUAAGGUACCUAUGAAAUUUUAUUCAUUCAACGGAACAAUUAGACUUAGUGAAUCAUUCGUCGAAGAGCAAAUAAAGACACUGAUUUUCAUCUAUGAAUA
Molecule: messenger RNA, 1659 nt
Organism: Ochlerotatus camptorhynchus
Lineage: Eukaryota; Metazoa; Arthropoda; Insecta; Diptera; Culicidae
Exons: 1
Coding region: 182-1420 (412 amino acids)
Source: RefSeq, a predicted model, not a curated record